Molecule: messenger RNA, 3966 nt
Organism: Lepisosteus oculatus (spotted gar)
Lineage: Eukaryota; Metazoa; Chordata; Actinopteri; Semionotiformes; Lepisosteidae
Gene: ebpl
Product: EBP like
Biological process (GO): sterol metabolic process
Cellular component (GO): endoplasmic reticulum; membrane
Molecular function (GO): cholestenol delta-isomerase activity
Source: RefSeq, a predicted model, not a curated record
GGAGACUUCAACUUUCCCAACAAAGGGAAAGACCUAAAGGAAUAUCAGGAGCAGAAAUUGAAAUGGUAGACAUCUACUGGAGGAAAUAAUUUUAUAGAUCUUUCCAACGAUCAAGACAGUGAGACAAACAGAGACAGAAAAAAAUAGAAGAGUGUCAUCAUAAUAUGGUAUGUUUCAAUUUUGAAGGAAUGAAACAGAAUAAGAGAAGUAAAAUGGAGUGGGAUAGAUAUUAAAUCAGUGGAAAAUAGAUACAAACAAUUUUAACAAUUGAAACAGAUUCUACUUGAAUCUUAGAACAAAUGUAUUCCAAAAGUGAGUUAAAAAGCUAAAAAACAGAAUCCUAAUAAGGUUCAAGAAACUGAUUGAAAUAAACGGGGAAAGAAAAGACUUUACAAAAUGACUAGAAUACAACAGGACACAGUUUAACAAAAAUAAAUUACAAAUACAUAAAGGGGUGAGAAAAUGGAAAUUAACAAUUAUAGACCAAUAAAUAAGACUUUUAGUGCAUGUAAGGUUAUGUAAACAGUUAUAAAAACUAAAUUACAGGAUCACCUACAGUAUAUGGAAUAUUAUCCUAGGAAAUAGCAUGGAUUCAGAAAAUUAAGGUCUUACCAAACCUACUUGUUAGGGUUUCUUUGAGCAAGCAAUAACAGUUAUAAAUAUACAUAGGGCCUGAAACUGUGGUGAGACUUUCAGAAGGAUUUUAAGAAAGAUAGGGAUAUACAAUUUAUUAUGAAAUUGUGGUAGGCAGUGGGUAUUCAGGUAAGUGGAAGUGUUUGGGUUGAGAAUUGGUUAUUACUCAAACUGGAGUAAUGUACUGUAAUUAGUGGAGUACAAAAGGGAUUUUUACUGGGGCCACAGCACUUCUCAAUUUUUAUCAGUGAUCUAGACUCCCAUGUAGUUAGUAAACUAGUCAAGUGAGCAAGUGAUACCAAAUUAAGAGAAUGAGCAAAAACUGUAGAAGCAGCAGAUUAAAUUCAAAAAGACUUAGAAAAAGAAAUCAAGGAUAAGCAAACACCUGCCAGACGAUGUUUGAUGCAGACAAGUGCAAGGUUUACAAUUAUAUGCAAGUGUUAGAACUUAAAGUAUGAACACAUACUGGGGCUUACCGGAAUGUUCUACCCUAAGAGACUGAAGGAACAGAACCUGAACAGAGAUUACGUAGAGACCUGAAGCCAAUACCCUUCCUGUUUCUUUCUGAAACAGCUGGAUCGAGUUGCUGUGAUCUUUUUCCUGGCCACACGGAAUACUUGAUAGAACUAAUUUUCUUCUGGAAACUCUUCCUGCUCAAGGCUGUUCAGUCAAAUUCCAAAUGUAUGGAGUUUGACUGUCAUUCUAAUGACAAUAUAGUUAACGUCUAGUAACAUUAGUUUUUACAUGAGCCUUGUGGCCAAUUUCUUUGAUCAAGAUUGAAACUACCAUUAACUUGGGAAUGCUCUACUCAUUGACCUGAAUAUUGGUAACUGUCACCUCACCCAAAACUGCUGUAGAAUCACGCCUCUCAGUCUGCAGAAAUAACUUGAUGCUCUCCCACAAGGAGAGCUUGCUGAAAUGUGCCCUUAUAAUUCUAGUUGCUCUUUGAAAACAGGUCAAUUAACUCCCAACCUGAGAGGUAUCGCUCUAGUGGCAUAGCAGAAUGUGGAUCAGUAAGGUUCAUUGAUAAACCAGGGCGACUUCCUGGCCACCAUUUUGUGCACUUUUAAAUAGACAUUCACUCCAAUAACUGCUCCGGUGAAAACAAAAAAAACUGCCGGUCAUUUACCUCCAAACCUCCAAACAGCUAGGUUAUUUUUUUGUGACAGUACAAUUUAAAUAUCGCAAUACAGCAGUAUGAAGGCAUGGCGAUGAGGACUACCACUCACGGUUUGAUUCCUGCCAGGGGUGGUCUUCUGUACGGAGCUUGUAUGUUGUCUCCGUGACUGUCAAUAAAAUACGGCUCACUCGCUCUACACAAACCAGGGAACGCAAACGCAAAACGGGGAAGCGGAGGUGCAUUUAACACUGAAACAGAAGGCACUUCUUUACACACUGGGCUGUGAGAGUCUGAAACACACUGCCAGACACCCGGCAGAGACCGAUACAGUACCUUGGCUUCUUUCAAGGAAGGAUCGUGGUAAAUGCAUGAGUUGCUAAUGAGCUAAGCAGGCUAGACAGACCAAGAGGACCCCUCUCGUUUGCAUUUUGUUUAGUUUAGGAUCACGAAAAUAACAAAAGCUGGUGAAAUACCUGAGCUACGAACCAAUCCAAGUGAAGCACGACACACACACACCCCGUCAUUCUCCGAGCAACAAAAGGCUUGGUGCGACAUAUACAGCAACAAGAAAAGCGCUCGGAAAAGCAAAUGCUCUGAAUUAUGAUUUUCACGUGGAUCCAGAUAAAUAUUCGCAAUAAUCGUAAAUUGAAAUAUAUUGCGAUACCGUAGUGUCAUUGGCCCUGGGCCCAUUCUUUAUCUCCCCCCACCCCUCAGACGUUGCUUGUAAAGUGGGGAGAUCCGCGAUCAAGCCAAUGGCCGGAGUGCGGAGCCGCCGCCGCCGCCAGGCGGGGAGGAGCGAAGGUCCUCACGCCGCGGAUCCUCUCUGUUUCAGUGUCCGUCCGGGGCUCUGCCCAGCCCGACCUCCUUUAGAAACGAGCCUGAAAUCCUUUAUAGCGAUAGUCUGCUGAAUACCAUGUUGUCCGAGUCGGAAGGAGCCCCCGCGCUGCUCACGCCCGUGACCGUGGGCUCCUUGCUGGCCUGCGGCUCGCAGCUCGCAGCCGGGUACGGGCUGGCCCGGCUGAUCGGCGGGCGGUGCUGCCGGGCGGACAGAUGGGUCUUAAUCUGGCUCUUCUAUGAUGCCAUCGUACAUUUCACCUUGGAAGGGCCGUUUGUGUACAUGUCACUGGUUGGAACAGUGGCCACCUCUGACAAUGUCUUUGCCGAGUUGUGGAAGGAAUAUGGAAAAGCAGAUGAGAGGUGGCUCCAUUCGGAUCCCACAAUCGUGUCCCUGGAGUUGCUCACUGUGGUGUUAGAUGGCUUCCUAGCAGUGGUUCUCAUUUAUGCCAUAGUCAAGGAUAAACACUACAGGCACUUCAUCCAGAUCACCUUGUGUGUCUGUGAGCUGUACGGAGGCUGGAUGACCUUCUGUCCUGACUGGCUGGUUGGCAGCCCCAAUCUAAAUACCAGCAACUGGCUUUUCCUCUGGGUGUACCUGGUCUUCUUUAAUGGGAUCUGGGUGGUUGUGCCAGGACUCCUGUUGUGGCAGUCAUGGAUGGCACUUCAAAGAACUCACACGCAGCUGGCGGAGAAGAAGGUGAAAUAGACUUGUGUCUUUAUAGUUCAACAGUCAGAGGGAGCAAACACUGUACUUAAGUCUGAAACCAUGCUGUGGCUUAGCUGAAGACCCGGCCCAAUGAUGGAGAUGUCAUUAGUUCAGCAUCUUAAAGCAGCUCUCACUUCCUGUAUCUGGGUGGAUGACAUGAGCAUACGCGUUGUUGGAUCAUAUGCACUUGACUUCAGAAAGCUCGACUGCAGAGCAUUUGAAAUCUCUUUGUCAUUUCAAUACUUUAAGCACUUCUAAAGCUUCCCAUAAUCUUCUUCAGCAGUACUUAAUUUUCUUUCAGUAAAGGAAGAAAAUAAUACAGAAAGAAGAUGCUACAACACUACAGUAUCGGUACUGUUCAUGAGAACAGCAAAGAAACAUCAAUAAAAUAUCCAAAAUACAUGUGUUACAUUUCUGAGAGAAUAUUCGUGAUGCAUUCCUGUGAACCUUUAAACAAAUAAAGAUGAAAGAAAUCUUCAGAACUCUCAAAAUCAUACAGAGUAAUUAUGAACAAAUGUUUUUCCAGAAAGUGUUUCAUCCUGACUAAGAAUCACUACAGGGUACCUCAGCACUGUUAAAAUUCGGUUUCAGGCAGAGUAGGAAGUCUCUGUGACUUUAAAUGUACAGACAAUGGUAUUUCUCACUACUGAAAUAAAUGCAAAUGGUAAUA